This is a messenger RNA of Syzygium oleosum, 549 nucleotides long. Its product is annotated as protein CANDIDATE G-PROTEIN COUPLED RECEPTOR 7-like. The record is from RefSeq and is a predicted model, not a curated record. The transcript has a single exon. Lineage: Eukaryota; Viridiplantae; Streptophyta; Magnoliopsida; Myrtales; Myrtaceae. Gene Ontology annotation, cellular component: Golgi apparatus; membrane. Bases 1 to 549 code for a protein of 182 amino acids. Gene Ontology annotation, biological process: transport.
AUGUCAUCACUUAUCAUCAUAGCAUUGAUCAUAAUUGGAUUCUCGUUCUUCAAGCCAUUCUUGCAAAAGAAGGAGGCCAAGGUAAUCAUUGUUGCCAUCGCCCUUCAGGUUCUCCCCAGCGUGGCUCUCCCUUUUGCAAUGACCAUGGGAGACACUUGGCCCGACGUAGUGUUGUUACUGAGUUGGUUGCACCUGAUCUGCGUGUGCACCAUCCUCCUUAUGACAGGGAGAUCUCAUUGGUCGCUGCGCAAGGCUGCGAAGAUCGACAAGAAGGCAGCAACGUCAUCGACUAAAAUUAACAAAUUUUACUGGUUGUACAUCUUGGCAAUGGCUUAUUUGUAUGAAAUACCAGUGUUAGCAGACUCUUUGAGGGUCGUCAUGGCAUAUGAGAACAGCUGGGUGAGCAAUGUCGUGGAGGAGGGUGCGAAUCUAACGAUUUUUGUGGUGUCGCUUUGUAUGUUUAGGCCUGUCAAUGAGUACACUAUUAUUGACGCACAGGAUGAGAAGGAAGAAACUAUGGCUGCAGCAAAUGAAGAGUCCGGGGUUUGA